GACUGGAUUUAGCAGUAGAAGUUCGAUCACAGCAGGUUGGCCUACAUCUACAGAUUUGGUUGAAUAUGGGAGGUGGAACAACUCCUAGAGUUCGAUUGGUUCGAUGUCCAAAAUGCCGAUUGCUUCUUCCCGAAGUCGAAGAUGUUCCAGUAUACCAGUGUGGAGGGUGUGACUCAAUUCUCGUAGCUAAAAACCGAAAAGCCAUGGUCGAAAGCAUGUCCCUCUUGCAAGAAACAGGAGCAGCUGGUUCAGAUAAACUGGUUCAUGUGUCUGAAAAUGGAGAAUCUAGAAGCUCAACACCACAGAAGGUUCACUUGAGUCAAGACAGUGCCUCUCAGUCUGGGGAUCUUGAUGAGAAUUCAUCCAUUGAAGGACAAUGUAAUGAUCGAAAAACAUCCGGCGAUAUUGAUAAUAAAUGUGAAAAGCUUGAUGAAAAUGGAUCAAAUGAAGGGCGGGAAGAUGGAAGUGGACAAUUACAGUUGGAAUCUUCAGAAGAUUGCAAUGUUCAGCAGCAAGGAGUUUCCAUUGAAUGCUUUUCACCCGCUGAACUUCAUCAUGAGAAUGAAGAGUUGAUGGUAGAAGAGGCAAAUGACAAAACAUUGCAGUUAGAAAGUGUUUACACGGGAUCAAAGUCUAACAACAAAAUCGAUUCCAAUAUCCGAGACUCGAGCUUUGACGACCCAGAUGCUGCAAGAGAGAGUAAUUUAACUGUUACUGCUAGUGCAGCAGCAGGGGAAGUCAUUUCAUCAGAUAACCUCUUCUCUUCUCCGAAUGGACUGAUGGAGCAACCUCAGAGAAGUAAUCAUCGUGUGUUCGACCACGUAAGCCCUACAGAGUCCUUCAAAACUUCGGAUUUUGUUAGCCCUGGCUCAGAGCUCAGUGAUCCUGAUCUUGGAUAUUCGUCUAAAUCGACUACCACACGAACCUCUCAUGCUAAUGAUGGCAGUAUCUCUUCUUAUGAUGGAAUGGAUGAUCAAUUCCUUGACCAGAAAAUACAUUCAUUCAAGAAUAAUUAUAGGGCUGCUAACUAUCUUGUUCCCGAACCCGAAGAAAGGAAAAGAAAAGAAAAGUUGCCUGCCAAAGGCUUGAUGAAUGGUAAUGCAAGAAAUUUCUCAUCAGAAUUAUCCAAUAAGAAACUUUACGGCACAGCAAAAUACAGCAAGUGGCAUCGAGAUGAAGCACUAGAGCCAGUAUUGCAUCAGCGUCCACCCAGAAGCUGGAUGAAACUAGUGAGAGAUGAAUAUCCAUCUCGACAUCCUUUCUUUCAAAGGGCAUCCUUGCGUGGAUACGAAAAUGCCGGCCCUUCACGUGGAUUGCAUGAUGAGUUCCCUGAGUACAGUGAACAAGAGAACAUGAAACUUUUAAGAAUGGUUCGUGAACUGCAGGAUCAGAUUAGCAAAACAUGCAAUCUGAAUGGAAGAAAGACCACAGGAAGGGCUUCCAUUGAUGUACCUUGGAGGCAAAAGCAUUGUCCUACAUAUUACUAUCCCCAGGAAGAAAAAAUUUAUCCAAGGCAUGAGAUUGACAACUCCUGUACAUGCUUCCAUCCUCAAAGGUGGCCGUGUUCAGAACAAUUGCCUCCACCGAUGUUUCGACAAAGCCAAGGAUAUUGUAGAGCCCACUCAGGCCAUCGUUGUCAUAAUUGCUACAGCUAUUGCCCCUCUAGUCCCCAUAGAUAUUUAAAGUCCCAUUUUUCUAAUUGGAGCCAUGAAAUUAUAUCUGGUGCUCAGAGGUAUAGAGAUCACGAGUUGAAGGGGUAUUCGAGAGACAAACAUUACUCAGUUAGGCGACAUGGCCAGCCAACUGCCGGUGGAGCACCAUUUGUAACUUGUCAUCAUUGCUUCAGACCACUGGAGCUGCCGGGUGAUUUUCUACUUUCCAAAAGGAGGUUCCAUCAGCUAAGAUGUGGCGGUUGUUCCAAGGUACUUACAUUUUCACUUCAAAAUGGAAAUCAUAUCGUUCCUUAUGAACCGGUUGGGAACAGAACCUCCACCAUGCGAAGUUGAGACCUGCAGAGAUGCGAUUACCUGCAUCAAGAAUAUAUUGAUAUCAGCAUCUUGUAAACUCAUAUUUGAGAGUGCACAUGUCUUCCUCUGAUUAUGAUGGAACAUUCAUGUAAAACCUUAGCUUCUGGCAGCGGGCUGAAAUUGAAUAGCAUUGAUCUGAUUCUUUUGUAGUAAUACAGAACACCAGUGUAAUACCAGUGUUUAACAUUGCAUGAAUGCAUCAUAGACUGGUUGAAAACCCAGAGAUUUAAACA
Molecule: messenger RNA, 2260 nt
Organism: Hibiscus syriacus
Lineage: Eukaryota; Viridiplantae; Streptophyta; Magnoliopsida; Malvales; Malvaceae
Product: protein ENHANCED DISEASE RESISTANCE 4-like
Exons: 2
Coding region: 66-2006 (646 amino acids)
Biological process (GO): regulation of defense response to fungus
Source: RefSeq, a predicted model, not a curated record